AUCUUAACAGACACAAAUAAACUUUACUCAAACUCCAUAUCGACUACUCUCAGGUCUCGACGCUAGCAACGCAACAGAGCGGCAAGGAUGCAUCGCAGCGAUGGGCGCUGUCAGAUCGUUAAUUAAGCUCAAACGAUCAUCAUUAAAUGGUCGAAAGUCUAGAAAGGGCCGGCCGAUCUCAGACGAUAAGUAAACUGCAGAAAGCACAUCUUUCUGGUGGUGUUGCCAAGCGGACAGAUAGAUACGCCGGGAACAUACCAGGCGAGUACAGCACGGUGCGGCUGUGAGCUGCUGUCUGAACUGCUGGAUGCACUAUAUAUCCUUUCUCAUCAGAUGAUUCUAGACCGUCCCGGCGAAUUGACUGAGGUUCAGGUUUUCGCAUCAAUGCCAUCAUCACCACAUAAUCAACCACCACAGGCGGUGUCUCUGGAGUCACUGCUUUCUCUCCUGCUCUGUCUUCUCUCCCCGUUUAUCAACCUGCUGGACGUCGGCCUAUGGGGACGUGAUGAAAGCCUCGAACGCGACGUUGGUGGUACCACCAGAAGUCGUACCCAUUAUCGAAGGCUUUGCAGAGAGUAUCAUUGCGCCCGCUGUGAUCUUCCUCAUGAUUUGUACCAUCUUCCCGACGGUACUCCUUGCAAUGCUCGGCGCCCUCUUCUAUUUCUCUGAUAAGGCGACCCGGACACGCCCCAUAUUUGUACUUAACGUACUCGACCUUCUUUUGGGCAUCGCGACCGGCAUAUGGAAUGGAUACUUCCAGGUCAGCACUACAUCCUUGCCUACGCGUAUGCUGUCUUCAUUACCUAUGUGUGCUUUGAGCAGAUAAUCACCCUCGUCCACCCUUUUCAAAUUUUCGCGCAGUCCGUCUUCCUCGCCUUCGGUGUUGUUCUGUCCUUUGUGACAUGGAUCUCCGAGCUGGUUCUCUUGCUACGACUAGUCGCUGUCUUUCCCAUUCAGCUGACUGGUCGGAAGACCUUGUUGGCCAUUAUGGCAUUCCCCGUGGCUGUCAAGCUGGUUCGCCUCGCCUGCUUAGUCUGUUAUUACGUACAAUUCUCUGAGGUCGCGCCGCCAUAUGGGAACAAUGUCCUGACGAUACAGGAUGGCCCUGCGAACAGCCCUUUUAUCAAAGUGAACUGGACCUUAGAGAUCUUCGAUAAUGGGUGCGUUUUGGGCUCGAUCAUCAAGCUAGCAUUCCACAAUUGCUCACUUUCUGUAGUUAUGUAUCCGCUCUAUUUCUCUGGCGUUUAUACACCACAUAUUUGAAGAGAACGAGGGGACAGAUUUCGUUGUUGUCAUCGUACGGCUUUGGAGGUGCAGGCUGGAUUACUCACAUCUGGGCUCGCCCUUGGCUAACAUGUGCCAUUCCCUGCAGAUUCACUGGCACGAAGGACAAUGGGACUCUUUUGGAUAGCAGGAACUAAUUUUAUCUUCCCCGGUGCGUUCUUUACGUUCCACUAUCUCAGAAACGACUAAUCGAGAGCGGCCAGUCAUCCUGAACAUAAUUCAACUUACGAUCCUUGUCACCAACCCCGACAACAUUGAUUGCACCUACGUAUUGCUCGUAAACUGCUACACGUCGGUUGCGGGCGUUGUCUUUGCCACUGGUGCGUGCCAGCUGACGUUUCC
Molecule: messenger RNA, 1626 nt
Organism: Phanerochaete carnosa HHB-10118-sp
Lineage: Eukaryota; Fungi; Basidiomycota; Agaricomycetes; Polyporales; Phanerochaetaceae
Exons: 1
Coding region: 742-1263 (173 amino acids)
Source: RefSeq, a predicted model, not a curated record